GAGAUUAAGAUUUAGUUCGACACCCGGCGCCUCUGGACGGGUCUAUCUUCCCCGGCGUCUCUGGGCGGAUCAACCCCUUUCCCCGUCGUCUCUGGGCGGAUCAACCCCCUUCCCCGGCGUCUCUGGGCGGGUCUAUCUUCCCCGGCGUCUCUGGGCGGAUCAACUCCCUUCCCCGGUGUCUCUGGGCUGAUCAACCCCUUCCCGGCGUCUCUGGGCGGAUCAGCUCCCUUCCCCGGUGUCUCUGGGCUGAUCAACCCCUUCCCGGCGUCUCUGGGCGGGUCCAACUUCAGAAUAAUUCUUCAGACUGAAACCCCAAUGAACAUUUAACCUUGAAAACAAAAAAAGUGAUGCGCGAAGUGCAUUGUGACGUGCUCAGAAAUGGGUUCUCAACAGAGUGCCACAGUAAAAGCAGAAUCGAAACAUCGACAGGAAUCAGAAUCUAAACCGAAGACAGAUAUGGUUUCUGGGCAAGUAGAACUAGCACGGAGAAUGGCAGAGAGACAGAUGGCUAUGCAGGUGGCCACUGUUCGCGAGAUGAUGGUCUGGUUUGUGCCCUUCACUUUAUCUUCAUACGGAUUUCUGUAUUACGGAUAUAUCAAAACAAACAGCUGGGUCGUCCUGUUCCCACUUAUUCCCAUUACCUUUGCUCUUGGAUACCAGUGUCAUUAUGCUUAUGGAAACAAAACAAAUUCAAUUAAAGGACUGGCCGAGAAAAUUAUGACGAAUGAAUCCCACAUGAUGAUGGUGCCAGAGUGGUCAAGCAGUUCCAGUGACUUAUUACAGAUAACUACUGAGAAAAAAUCAUUGCCAAGUGAAUCGCACUUUAUGAAAAAAGAAGUACGCCCAUCACUACAACCACAUCCUGAAGGAGUAUCAAAACCAUUAGCUACCAACCCUAAGCAGAGCUAAUGUGGAUUCUUUCAGUGAUUCUCAUGGUAUUACGGCUCUUAAAUUUUCCAUAUUUCCCCGUAGUUUUCAGUCAAACUUCCAUCCCAAAUCACUCGUAUAUUCGUGAAUAAAUUGUAUACUAUCA
Messenger RNA from Procambarus clarkii (red swamp crayfish), 1033 nucleotides. The record is from RefSeq and is a predicted model, not a curated record. Lineage: Eukaryota; Metazoa; Arthropoda; Malacostraca; Decapoda; Cambaridae.